Molecule: messenger RNA, 5435 nt
Organism: Notolabrus celidotus (New Zealand spotty)
Lineage: Eukaryota; Metazoa; Chordata; Actinopteri; Labriformes; Labridae
Gene: appl1
Product: adaptor protein, phosphotyrosine interaction, PH domain and leucine zipper containing 1
Biological process (GO): signaling
Cellular component (GO): endosome membrane; cytoplasm
Molecular function (GO): protein binding
Source: RefSeq, a predicted model, not a curated record
UCUCGUCAGAGCCAAAAUGGCGCCGUUUCCCUUUAAACAAGAAACCAAUCAAAAUCACGGAAGUCGUCCCCAUCCAAUGAAAGCUCCUCGGGGGGGGCGGGACGUGCAGAACCAGGAGGAGCUGUUUUGGGGUGUUGUGAAUCCGUGUAGAUAAGAAAUCUCGAGUGGGAGCUAUCGGACCGAUUUGUUGUGUGAUUUCUCCGUGAAUCCGCACAGUUAGCACCGCGCCAGCAGCAGCAGGCCAUGCCCGGGAUAGAGAAGCUGCCGAUCGAGGAGACGCUGGAGGACAGCCCGCAGACUCGCUCUAUUCUUGGAGUGUUCGAGGAGGACACUGCAGCCAUCUCCAACUACUGCACGCAGCUCUACCAGGUGCACAGGAUCUAUGAUGCACAGAAUGAGCUGAGUGCUGCGACAAACCUGACCUCCAGACUCCUGAAAGAGUACGACAAACAGCGUUUUCCUCUGGGGGGCGACGAUGAGGUGAUGAGCUCAACACUGCAGCAGUUUGCCAAAGUCAUCGAUGAGCUGAGUUCUUGUCAUGCAGUCUUGUCCACCCAGCUCGCCGACGCCAUGAUGUUUCCCGUCACUCAGUUUAAAGAGAGAGACCUGAAGGGUAAGAAACACACACACAGGAUCCUCACUCUGAAAGAAGUCUUCCAAAUAGCCAGUGAUGAUCAUGACACAGCCAUCAACAGAUACAGCCGCCUCUCCAAGAGAAGAGACAACGACAAGUUGCGGGCGGAGGCUGUGGAGGACGUCUACACUUCCCGUAAGAAGCAGCACCAAACUAUGAUGCACUACUUCUGCUCGCUCAACACUCUGCAGUACAAGAAGAAGACGGCGCUGCUGGAGCCGCUACUGGGAUACAUGCAGGCGCAGAUCAGUUUCUUUAAGCUGGGUUCAGAAAAUCUCACCCAGCAGUGGGAGGACUUCCUGGGGACUAUUGGAACCAGUGUCCAAAAUGUGCGUCGAGAGAUGGAGGAGGAGAUUGGGCAGAUGCAGCAGACCAUCCAGGAUAUGGAGAGAUCAUGUGACCCGCUGUAUGCACCAUGUGACCCUGAUCCCGCCCACUCACCUGUGUGCCGCAACCUGACCCAGAAGCAGGGCUACCUGUACAUCCGCAAUAAAACAGGGCUGGUGUCGUCAUCUUGGGAGCGGCAGUAUUUCUUCACGCAGGGCGGGAACCUGAUGCAACAGGGCCGAGGAGAGGUGGCGGGCGGCUUAGUCACGGACCUCGACAACUGCUCCGUCAUGGCGGUGGACAGCGAUGACCGCCGCUUCUGCUUCCAGGUCACGUCCUUCGACGGCAAAAAAGUGGUGACGCUGCAGGCCGAGAGCAGGAAGGACUGCGAGGAGUGGAUCUCCACCAUCAACAACAUCUCCAAGAGGAUCUACCUGAGUGAGAACGCAGAGGAGCUGGCAGCCAGAGUGAACCAAUCAGCUCUGGAAGCCGUGACGCCAUCGCCAUCUUUCCAACAGAGACAUGAGAGCAUGAGACCCAGCAGUAAAGGCCGAGCGGGCCGAGCGGGCAGCAUCAGCUCCGUGGGCUCGGAGCCGUCACCUGCCCUCUCUGUGCUCUCAUUGGAUGCUCUGGUUGCUCCUGAAACACCGAUCCAGUUUGACAUCAUCUCCCCCGUCAGCGAGGAGAGCUCGGGGCAGAGCAAGACGGCAGCUCCGUCUGGCAGAAGAAGUAAUCCAUUUGGAGAGUCAGGGGACGGAACAUCAGAGGACAGUGAAGACUCGAUCCUCCACCAGCUCUUCAUUGUCCGCUUCCUGGGCUCCAUGGAGGUGAAGAAUAGCGAGUCAGGUGAAAUCAUCUCUGAGACCAUGAGGCAGAUCCUGGCAGCUCGAGCCAUACACAACAUUUUCAGGAUGACCGAGUCUCACCUGCUGGUCACCUGCGACUGCCUCAAGCUCAUCGAUCCGCAGACUCAAGUCACUCGUCUCAGGUUCCCUCUCUCCACUGUCCUCCAGUGCUCGUCCCAUCAGGACAACAAGAGGCUGUUUGGUUUCGUUCUGCAGCAAGCGGGCGGGCGGGGCGACAGCCGAGCCGUCUGCUACAUCUUCGAGUCCAACGACGACGGAGAGAAGAUCUGCGACAGCAUCGGUCUGGCUAAGCAGAUCGCCUUCCACUCGGAGAUGGACCGUAAGGCUUCAGAGAAGAGGAAGGAGCAGGACAAGGCCAAAGAGAAACAGCAGGAAGAACUCAGCAAACAGAGGCAGAUCGAGAAGGAUCUGGAGGAGCAGAGUCGUUUGAUCGCUGCCUCGAGUCGCCCUGCCAACCCGCCUGCCCCUGAUGGACAGUUCCUCGUGCUAAGCAACAGCCAAUCAGAGGACAGUGAUGCCGGUGGAGAGGAGGGUAAGAAGAAAGGCGAGUCUGAAGCCUAACAAAGCGAAGAGGGCGCAUGUUUCACCACCCAGGCAGAUCCCAGCUGGUACUGUCAGAGCAACACCUCAGGAGUCAGAGGAGGGGAACACCACCCGCCCGUCUGUCCGUCCAGGAUACCUGGGAACAAAAACAUGUGCACCCUCGCUGCUGGACUCUGAAGUCUGUGGAGGAGCUCGUCACUCUGUGAAUGGAGGAUAAACUUAACACACCCUCGCUAUAAGAAGAGGAGGGCAGCGAGCGUGGGAACUUCCGGUAACAGAUGCUGCUUUUUAUAAUGGCUCCACGUGUAAACAUUAACCUGUAAGUUUCUGUUUUUUAUCUUUGUUUUAUAUUAAAAGAGCUAACAACAGAAGAGGUCAAACCAGAACCUGUUGAAUUACAAACUAGGACUUGACGGAGACAUGAGAGAGUGGGGAGGUCACCACGAGGUCCCACAGAGCAGAGGGACCUUGCAGAGCUGUGGGUGAAACAUGAGAGACACAGGAAGAGAGGCAGGGAGUCUUAUUUUGAAAGGGUCUUCCUGUGUGAGGUGUUCUUUAGCGGACCAUUCUGAAAGCAUCCUGCAGUGACGCACAUUUUCUCUCCCUCGCAAAAAGUUUGACUUCAUUUUCUGCAAAAAAACACAACAAAACACAGCUGUGCGCUUAAAUUACGGCCCCACGAGAAGCUUUUAUUGUGAAAGGAUUACUGAUCAAGCUGUGCAUCAGUAACUCUGCAGUCAACGAAACUCCAUUCACAGAGUCUGGUGUCACUAGAUUUUCUUUAACUCUGUAUUUAUGUGUACUCUGAUUUUCAGCUGUUUAUUCGACACAAAAAAUUUCACGGCCUUUGUUUGUUUUGUGCAAUCCCAUGCUGUAAGGACCAGAGCCAACAUGGCUGCCACAUUUCACCAAACCACAGCAGGAGACCCUGAAGGUGUCAAACUACGGGUCAGAAAAUCCUUGAUCAUUAUUGCGGUAUUAGACGUCUACGAUUCCAGCCAGUUAAACUCGGAUUAGUGGCUUCAAGGAUGUGAGAAUCGUGUUCUAUUCACCUGUGACCUGUGAGUCCAGAAGUUCAGAUCACAAAAGAAACGCCAACAUCAGAACAUAUCAUCUACAUACAGGGCCCAGUUGUUCAAAAGUAAUCCUAUCAGAUUAAAGUAGAUCAAAUCUUUAAAUCGGGUUGUUCAAACGAAAAAAAAAACAGACUGCCAAGUGGAAGUGGAUCCAGUAAUCCCGGCUUCGAUCAAACCUCCAGUUUGUGUGGAUGAAAACUUUUGAGUAAGUCCAAAAACCCGGAUUAGCCUGAUCUCAGCAGAGGGCUGGGCUGGGCUGGGCUCAGUGUGGCCACCACUAGCAGAUCCAGCACCACCAGCCUUCAGGUUAGCGUCCUCAUGUCUGUGCUGGUUCCUCUCGCUCUGGUGGAGUGGUUAUAUGUCAGUUUAACCAGCCUACAUACAAUUUUAUCUCCAUUUACUAGAUCAACAUACUGAGAAACCACGCCGCGCUAUGAGACAUCAUCACCUGUUCUUGUUUACAUCCAGGUAGUAGAGCUUUAGAGCGAUAUGAUGGUAGCCAUGAACCAGAGCUACAGCCCAUAAAAUAUUAUGGGCCCCUACAUAAAAUAUUAUGUAAAAAGCAACUUUCAGAAUCUUUCAGUUUGUUUGGAUUUUGGCGCCCCCCUGUGGACAAAGUAUACAUUGCAUCAUCCCGAUAAGAGCUCUGGUGAUCCAGAUUUGGUUAUAUUUCAAACUCUGCAUCUGGAUCAGGCCAAUCCGAUUCCAAAAGUUGGAUUAUUCCUGUCUGGAUUUAAACUUUUGAACAACUUGGGCUCUGCUGACUUGAAAGCCUCCUGGAGGAUAUUUUUGGGGUGUAGACAGAUCAUAUCCUGAAACCAAGGCACCUUAGAUCUAGAAACUGUUCACUGUUUAGCUACUCUUUCCAGGUUGAACUGUAGAGUGGAAUGAAACCGCGUUUAACUUCCUUUAAAACAUGUUUGAAUAGUGAAAACGCUUUUAACACAAGUUAAAGACCAGAGCGCUCAGAACACUGAGGCGUCAGUCUUAACACAACUUCUAAAAAUGUUUUGUUGGAGCCGACAAAGUCGUCAUAUCUACGCCAAGAUCUCUCUCUCCGUCCAACUUUAGCAACUUUAGAUUAAAGAGCAGAGUUUGAGUUGAGUGUGAUCUGCACUUGUACACUGGUAUUUGUUUAUUCAAGACUUCUUUUAUUGUCGUUCAACAGAAACACCAGAGCAGAAGGAAAUCACGAGCAUGUUUCAUUUAAAGAACAGAUGAUUAAUGAGAAUAAAAAUAUCAAAACUGAGUCGUUAAAUAAAUAAAUACUUAAAGAGAUGAAUACUAGAACAUUUCAGACCCUGGAUUGAGUCUCUUGUGUUCAGACUCUGCACUUGUACGUUGGAUUAAAGAGAUUAAUCGAGCAGUUUUAUGACUUCAUCCCUCUGAGAUUAGACGGAGUAACUUUUAUUUAAACACACAUUUAAAAAGAAGAAAACUAGAUUAAGAUGAAAUAAUUUUAAAUGUUUGGAGGAGGUUUUUUUUCUGGUGUUUUUUACAUUUGAGGGAUACGAACACAUUAUAUCUUGCUGCAUGUCAGGACCAUGUUUUCUCUGCUUGUUGUCACAUUUAUCUGUGAUGUCUGCUGAUUAUCGGGGUCAUUAUUCGGGGCCUUUCUUUUCUUAUUUCACUGCUUUUCAUUCAUUCGUAUGCCUUUUAUCCAGAGUGAUCCACAGCGUGAUCACGUGUAACCGAAUUAAACUCCCACAUCAAAAGACGGGAUGUUAAAGGUCCUCAUGUGUCCGCCCUUAAGACACUUCUGAAUGAACAGUUACUGAUCUCCAUUACUUUGGGAGGAUGUUUUUCUCGCUGUGAGCAGGUGAAAGACUCGUGUCGACGGAGCUGCACUUUACUGACGCAGGGAAAAAAAAAAAAAGAAAGGACGAGCAUCGCUGAUGUUAAAGUGUAAAUAUGUUUCGGUGAUAAUUGUUUCAUGUGUCAUGAGUAAUGAAAAAAGGCUUUUCAGUGAUAAAUAAAGCACUAACUCCA